GGCUGAAGGGAAGGGCUGGGGUCCCGGGGCGGGAAGUCGAGGAGCCGCCGGACGGAGACAGGUCCGGCAUCCAGAUAAAAGUUCCAAGAUGCCGGGGCGGUCAAACUCAGGUUCCACUGGCUUCAUCUCCUUCAGCGGCGUAGAAUCUGCCCUCUCCUCCUUAAAAAACUUCCAGUCCUGUAUCAACUCCGGAAUGGAUGCCGCCUCUCACGUGGCUUUGGAUCUUGUGGAGACUCAGACUGAAGUGAGUAGUGAAUACAGUAUGGACAAGGCGAUGGUUGAGUUUGCUGUAAUGGACCGGGAGCUUAACCAUUACAUAAAGGCUGUCCAGUCUGCAAUAAAUCAUGUCAAAGAAGACCGUCCAGAAAAUGUACCAGAUUUAAAACUACUGGUGGAAAGGAAAUUUGUGGCAUUGCAGAAUAAGAAUUCUGAUGCAGACUUUCAAAAUAAUGAGAAGUUUGUGCAAUACAAGCAACAGCUGAAAGAACUUAAGAAGCAGUAUGGCCUUCAAGCAGACAGAGAGGUGGACGGGACAGAAGGAGUUGACGAAGAUAUGAUUGUCACCCAAAGCCUGACCAACUUCAUCUGCCCUAUCACACAGUUGGAGAUGAAGAAGCCGGUGAGAAACAAAGUCUGCGGCCACACCUAUGAAGAGGAGGCCAUUGUCCGCAUCGUGGAGUCCAAGCACCGGAGGAACAAGAAGGCCUGUUGCCCUAAGAUCGGCUGCAGCCACACGGACGUGAGGAUGUCAGACCUGGUCCAGGACGAGGCGCUCCGCAGGGCCAUAGAGAGCCACCACAAGAGGAGAAGCCGGCGCGUGGAAUAGGACGGCCUGUGCACCAGCCGCUGCCCCCCGCCCUGCCCUCCUGCCACAGCUUCAUGCCUCCCAGCCCUUGAGGACCGCCAGCAACUUUCUCCACGUUUCCCAGCAAAACAAGAGUAUUAUAGCAUUUAUUUUUUAAGUGUUCUGUAAUUUGAAAUAAAGCGUUGACGAUCUGCA
Molecule: messenger RNA, 1000 nt
Organism: Echinops telfairi (small Madagascar hedgehog)
Lineage: Eukaryota; Metazoa; Chordata; Mammalia; Afrosoricida; Tenrecidae
Gene: NSMCE2
Product: NSE2 (MMS21) homolog, SMC5-SMC6 complex SUMO ligase
Exons: 7
Coding region: 89-826 (245 amino acids)
Biological process (GO): double-strand break repair via homologous recombination; protein sumoylation; protein ubiquitination
Cellular component (GO): nucleus; Smc5-Smc6 complex
Molecular function (GO): ubiquitin-protein transferase activity; zinc ion binding; SUMO ligase activity
Source: RefSeq, a predicted model, not a curated record